AUGUCGAACCGAGACAAGAAGGGCAAAGCGAAGGAAGAGCCUCAACUUGAGAAGUCUGAUCGUGAAAAAUCUCGUCAAGCUCAUGUCGAAACACUUGAGAUACUUUCCGAGAUCUCUGCGUUCUUGGAAACCGGUCUCACGGAUUCACAGAUAGCGUAUUGCGCAUCAUUAAUAGGACGAGGAGUUAACCCUGAAGCUCUAGCGGAAGUCAUCAGGACUCUGAGAACUCAGUACCCAGAGCGAGAGACAGGUUCCAAAGAUUCGAACUGA
Molecule: messenger RNA, 270 nt
Organism: Mytilinidion resinicola
Lineage: Eukaryota; Fungi; Ascomycota; Dothideomycetes; Mytilinidiales; Mytilinidiaceae
Exons: 3
Coding region: 1-270 (89 amino acids)
Biological process (GO): mitotic spindle assembly; gamma-tubulin complex localization; microtubule nucleation by interphase microtubule organizing center
Cellular component (GO): spindle; centrosome; interphase microtubule organizing center
Source: RefSeq, a predicted model, not a curated record